Aspergillus campestris IBT 28561 is the source of this 1272-nucleotide messenger RNA. RefSeq names its product S-adenosyl-L-methionine-dependent methyltransferase. Gene Ontology annotation, molecular function: O-methyltransferase activity. Lineage: Eukaryota; Fungi; Ascomycota; Eurotiomycetes; Eurotiales; Aspergillaceae. The transcript has 4 exons. Bases 1 to 1272 code for a protein of 423 amino acids. The record is from RefSeq and is a predicted model, not a curated record.
AUGGAUGUCUCGAAACUAGCAAACACGGUGUCGGAAUCCGCCCAAGUCAUCUCCGACUUCCUACAGCAGCAGAACUUGAAGCUGUCGUUCAAUGUGGAGGAUCCCGACGCCACUGAGCUUUCAGGCCCAGGCGCCAAGCAAUUUCACGAGGCCCGAAGGCGGAUUUACGAUACGGCAUUGACCCUUGCCGACCUGAUGGCCGGUGAUCUGGCCAUGCUCGAGUCCUACAAUUCAGCCGACAUUUCCGCAGCUGUCCGCAUCGCAAACAAGUUCCGAUUUGCCCAUGCUGUGCCACUCAGCGGCAGCAUCAGCUACGACGAGCUGGCUGAAUCCGUCGGGCUGAGCAAAUUCACCGUCCAAAGGGUCAUGUACACCCUCAUGGGUGUGCACAUCUUCCACCAGCCGAAGCCCAACAAUGUCGCGCAUACGCGCCUGUCCCACAAAUUGGCCACAUACAAAGGCAUAGACGCCUACCUGACCAUGGGUCAAGAGUACCUGCAACGCUCGUGCUACCACAUCGCGGACGCGCUGGCCAAGUGGGGAUCCCCCGAAGACCCUCGCAAGACCGGGUUCAAUAUUGCCAUGGGCACUGACCGGGCAAUUUUCGAGUAUGCGGAGGAGCACAAGGAGCUGCAUAGUAUCGUGAGCGGGAGUAUGGAAUAUAUGAGCUCUUAUAAGAAGGACGGGCUGAUCUCGGGAUUUGACUGGAAAGGUCUGGGAGAUGCUACGGUUGUUGAUGUGGGCGGAUCUCUAGGCCAUGCCAGCAAGCAACUCGCACAACAAUUCCCAAGAUUGCGCUUCAUCGUGCAAGAUUUCGAAGUUACUUGCCAGAAGGGGGAAGCUGCGUUGCCGGACGAGCUUCGAUCCCGGAUCAGCUUCCAGCCGUUCAACAUGUUCGAGGCUCAACCAGCUCUCCCCGACAGGAAGGUCGUGUACUUAUUGUGCUGGAUCCUCCACGAUUGGUCGGAUACGGAAUGCUCUCAGAUUCUGAGAAGUAUUGCACAGGGUAUGAAGGCUGGGGAUCGUAUCAUUAUCAGUGAAUUUGUGCGACCCGAGCCGGGCGCUGGAUCGCUUUGGUUGGAGCGAGCUGUGAGCCGGUCUGAUACGUACAUGCUUUCCGGGAGCAACGGCCGCGAGCGGACGACUGCGCAGUUUGAGGCUCUGCCACGGAUGGCGGACCCCAGACUGAGAUUAGUUGAUAUAACGCUGCCCAGCGACUCUUGGACAAGUGUCAUUGAGAUGGCUUUCGAUGAGGAGAAGGAAAAGUUUUAG